UGGGGAAGAUAGAGCGAGUGUGUGAGACAGAUAGCGAGCGGCUGAAAAGAGGUUGGACUACUGUUCGGUGAACUAUUUUUUUCACGGAACUAGAAAAGACAUAGCUGGGCAUGAGGACAUUUGUCAUUUCUCGAAGACAUUUUAUUUGUUAGCUAGCCAGCAAGUUAUUACAAAGUCAAGCUCGUCCUCCCCUGGUGCCCAGGUGCCUUACUUCCUGCCAGCUCCACUGCCAACGUUGCCUUCCCAUCAUGCCAUUCCCUUUUGGGAAGUCUCAGAAGAGUCCGGCGGACAUGGUCAAGAGCCUGAAGGAGAAUGUGGCCUACUUGGAAAAGCUGGACGCCUCCGAGAGCAAGAAGUGUGAAAAGGUUGCGGAGGAGGUUUCGAAGAACCUGGCCUCCCUGAAGGAGGUGCUGUGUGGCACGAGUGAGAAGGAGCCGCAGACGGAGGCCGUGGUGCAGCUGGCCCAGGAGCUGUACAACACCAACCUGCUCAUCACUCUCAUCUCCAACCUGCAGAGGAUCGACUUUGAGGGGAAGAAGGAUGUGGUGCAGCUGUUCAGCAACAUCGUGCGUCGCCAGAUCGGCUCACGCACCCCCACGGUGGAGUACAUCUCCUCACACACACAGAUCCUGUUCAUGCUGCUCAAAGGGUACGAGAACGCGGAGGUGGCUCUGAACUGCGGGAUGAUGCUUCGGGAGUGUCUGAGGCACGAGCCCCUGGCCCGGAGCGUGCUCUUCUCCGAGGACUUCUACUGCUUCUUCCGCUACGUGGAGAUGUCCACCUUCGACAUCGCCUCCGACGCCUUCGCCUCCUUCAAGGAUCUGCUUACAAGGCACAAGAUCAUGUGUGCUGACUUCUUGGAGACAAAUUACGAAAGGGUGUUUACAGAAUAUGAGAAGCUCCUGCAUUCUGAAAAUUAUGUCACCAAGCGGCAGUCUUUGAAGCUCCUGGGCGAGCUGCUGUUGGACAGGCACAAUUUCACCGUCAUGACCAAGUACAUCAGCCGGGCUGAGAACCUGAAGCUGAUGAUGAACCUGCUGAAGGACAACAGCCGCAACAUCCAGUUCGAGGCCUUCCAUGUCUUUAAGGUGUUCGUGGCGAACCCCAACAAGACGCAGCCCGUGCUGGACAUCCUGCUGAAGAACCAGGCCAAGCUGGUGGAGUUCCUGAGUCACUUCCAGACCGACCGGGCCGAGGACGAGCAGUUCUGCGACGAGAAGAACUACCUCAUCAAGCAAAUCCGGGACCUAAAGAAGCCCACCGCGCAGGGAGAGGCCUAGGGCGGGGGGGAGGGAGGAAGACAGACAGGCGA
This is a messenger RNA of Conger conger (European conger), 1312 nucleotides long. RefSeq names its product calcium binding protein 39, like 1 (gene cab39l1). The transcript has 9 exons. Lineage: Eukaryota; Metazoa; Chordata; Actinopteri; Anguilliformes; Congridae. The record is from RefSeq and is a predicted model, not a curated record. The coding region runs from base 249 to 1280 and encodes 343 amino acids. Gene Ontology annotation, molecular function: protein serine/threonine kinase activator activity. Gene Ontology annotation, biological process: intracellular signal transduction.